GUACAUAAUUCUCCGUGAUUCCGAUGACUACGUUGUAAAUCGAUCGAAUCUUCUCCCUGGGUCACCGCUUGUAAUCAAUUCAUUUGAUUCCAUCAUCGGGUCUGGCUGUAUUGCCCUGAUCCGAGUCUUCGUACGGUGUUCUCCUUGACCGACCGAUAGUCACAUCCCCUUUCAUCCUCUCGCCCAUCAUGCGGGAGGUCAAUUUCAGUAUUCCGAAUGCCAAUAAGGCAUCGGUCAACAUCACAACCACGCUGUACGAUCGGCGUGCUCUCGAUUGUACAUCUACCCUACCGCUUGUCAACUCUCUCAAUCAUCUAGCUUAUCUCACAACCUCAUCCGCCCGCAUUCGCGAUAUUCUCACCAUCGAUGGUGGCGUCGAGCGCUUGGUAGGCAUUCUCAAGGAGGGCCGGACCAAGGAUUUAAUGGACUGUUGGAAAUGGAGCCUCGCUCUCCAGUGCGUUGUCAACAUUGGAGUGAGGGGCUCGGAGAAUGUACGGACCAGAGUGGUCGAGGCGGAUAUUGUACCGGUGGCUGCGACCGUGCUGGACAAUUAUAUUAAGGUGAUGGAAAAGGCGCGCGCCCGAGCCGAGAGCGAGAGUCAUCGGCACUCGUCCCGAAACCCCCUCAAGGCCAUUCAUGGGCCUACCUCGAGUCUUCCCAGUCGCCCACUCUACGUGGACCAGUCCACCAACACUGAACAUCGUCCUUCUCGCCGCCAGGCACCUCCUCCACAUAUCGAAAUCCCUCCCCACUAUCAAGCCAAUAACGCGGAUGCCAAUGCCAUGGACACAGGGUCUUCCCCUCGUGCGCCCCCGGCUACUCUUCCAGAACGGCGAACCCUGGCGCUUGAGGACAAUCCUCGCCAUGCUCACAAUGGUCACCGCCACCUGGUGAUGCAGCCUUUGUCUACCGCAACUAUGGACACUGCCGACGGGCUCGGCUUACGCCCGGUGCGUGACACUGAAAGACUUCCCAGCAUGCUCCCGGGCCUACAGAAUGGGCUUAUUUCUCAGCCUGACUCGCCUACUACGCCUGGUGGUCCUUCGCAGCUGCGGAGUCAGAUCCACAUGCACGGACUUCGGUCACGUCCUACUCUGUUGCAACAGCAAUCAGGAUCGGGUGAUUCUGACACCGCUACCAAUGCCGAUGUGUCGACAGUAGGCUCUACGACGGGCUCCGGACACAGCUCCUCAGCGGGCGAUGAAGUGGGUAGCGAGAUAACUGACCCGAUGGUCGGCAUGGAAAGCCGCAUGGAGGUAGAUGAUGUUGCAGAGAGGCAAUCCGUCCUUGCGGACGUCUCGAAUGCCCAUGACCUGACCGUCAAUGACUCAUCUGAAGGACAGGAAGCCGACACUUUCAACAUUGCCCAUCGCUCCGUCGUUGAUGGAAGCAUGAUCGAGAACAAUGAUGCACAGACGAACGGUGCCUCGGCGUUGUCACCCGCCCAAGCUACCGACAAUACGAACUCCCCUGUUGUUGUCCCGACUCCCUAUUCCACAUACAUUCGCGACCGCCUCGCAACCCAGACCACUUCCACAACCAUGCCCCGCGAGGAGGAUGUCUUGAUGGCUCUUCAGCUCCUUGCAUAUGUCUCCAAGUACUGCAGUCUCCGGACUUAUUUCCAAAACACCCAUUUUGUUCCGAAGCUUCAAGUGGAUCGUGAGCUGAAGGCUCUUGAUGGUGAGCUGUCUCCCCUUGAGCUCGUUGAAGACGGGGAGGAGUACCUGCAGCCGGACGAUGUAAACAUUUUCCCUCUGGUGGAACACUUCACGAUGCGGCAGCACACGAAGGAUAUGCAAUACUGGGCCUGCGUUGUCAUGAGGAAUCUCUGCCGCAAGGAUGAGGCUCAGGGUGGUAUCCGGCAGUGCGCGUAUUGGAAAUGUGGCAAGUGGGAGGAGUUUCAGCGACAGUUCGCCAAAUGCCGCCGGUGCCGUCGCACGAAGUACUGCAGCAAAGACUGUCAGAAGGCGGCCUGGAUCAGUCACCGUCAUUGGUGUCACACCAAUCCUUGAAUUGAACGGAUGAA
Aspergillus saccharolyticus JOP 1030-1 is the source of this 2026-nucleotide messenger RNA. It is a transcript of the gene samB, whose product is annotated as MYND-type zinc finger protein MUB1. Gene Ontology annotation, biological process: ubiquitin-dependent protein catabolic process; establishment or maintenance of cell polarity. Gene Ontology annotation, cellular component: MUB1-RAD6-UBR2 ubiquitin ligase complex. The coding region runs from base 189 to 2012 and encodes 607 amino acids. The transcript has a single exon. NCBI's taxonomy places the organism in Eukaryota, Fungi, Ascomycota, Eurotiomycetes, Eurotiales, Aspergillaceae. The record is from RefSeq and is a predicted model, not a curated record.